Molecule: messenger RNA, 6060 nt
Organism: Pelmatolapia mariae (spotted tilapia)
Lineage: Eukaryota; Metazoa; Chordata; Actinopteri; Cichliformes; Cichlidae
Gene: hhipl2
Product: HHIP-like 2
Exons: 9
Coding region: 1-2490 (829 amino acids)
Source: RefSeq, a predicted model, not a curated record
AUGACAAGGAAGAGGGAUGCUGUGCUCCAUCCAAGCCGAGCCGGCUGCGCGGUUUUACGCGCGGUGGCACAACUACGGCCAUCUAAAAAGAUGCCAAGCCUUCCUGCGGUUAUCCUGAUUGUGCCAGUGAUGCUGUUAGCCUCGGUCAAGCCAGCAUCAGCUCAUCCUCAAUGCCUGGACUUCAAGCCACCUUUUAAACCUCCAUGGCACCUGGAGUUUUGCAAUCAGUAUGAGCAGUUUGGAUGCUGCGACCAGGGAACUGACAACAUGAUCGCGGAGAGGUACUGGGACAUCAUUGAACAGCUGGAAGCGGCAGGUCAUGAGCUCUGUACCGACAUGCUGAAGGAAAUUAUGUGCCAGGAAUGCUCUCCAUAUGCUGCCCACCUCUACGAUGCUGAGGACCCCUACACACCUGUGAGAGAAAUUCCUGGUCUUUGCUUUGACUACUGCUCUGAGUUUCAUUCCAAAUGUCGCCACGUGCUUAAAUAUUUAACAGUCAACCAGCUGUUGCUGUACGCCGCAGAGCGCGACGUAACCACGUUCUGCAGCAUGGUAGACCUGCCUGACCAAGACUACUGCUACCCUAAUGUUUUGAAAAGCUCUGACCUUAAUAGUAACCUGGGACAGGUGGUAGAGGACCCAAGAGGUUGUCUCCAGUUGUGCCUGACUGAAGUGGCCAACAAUCUCAGGAACCCAGUGCUGAUGCUGCACAGUGGAGAUGACACACACCGAAUGUUUAUUGCAGAACAGAUGGGCUUUGUUUGGGUUUACCUACGUGACGGCAGCCGGCUGGAGCAGCCUUUCCUGGAUAUGAGCGGGGAGGUGAUGACCACUCCAUGGCUGGGGGAUGAGAGAGGAUUCCUAGGAAUGGCUUUCCACCCAAAGUACCGGGAUAAUGGACGCUUCUUUAUUUACUAUUCCAUCCAGGUCAGCAGUGAACUGGAAAAAAUCAGGAUCAGUGAGAUGAAGGUGUCUGCUUAUGACAUGAACGUGGCUGAUCCCUACUCAGAGAGGUUCAUUUUAGAGAUCGUGGAGCCAGCCGCAAACCACAACGGAGGCCAGCUGCUUUUUGGUGUUGACGGUUAUUUGUACAUCUUCACUGGAGACGGUGGAAAAGCUGGGGAUCCAUUUGGGAAGUACGGCAACGCACAAAACAAAAGUGCUCUUUUGGGAAAAGUGCUUCGCAUUGAUGUGGAUGGAAAUGACCCCAGUGGCAUGCCAUACAGGAUGCCCCCUGACAACCCAUUCCUCAGGGACCCAGGUGCCCGGCCAGAGGUGUUUGCUUAUGGGGUACGAAACAUGUGGCGAUGCUCCGUGGACCGUGGAGACCCGAUGAGCGGCUACGGCAGAGGUCGGAUAUUCUGCGGGGAUGUUGGUCAAAACCGCUACGAGGAGAUUGACAUUAUUAUCAAAGGAGGAAACUAUGGAUGGAGGGCCAAAGAGGGCUUCGAGUGCUACGACAUGAAAUUGUGCCAAAACUCCUCCCUGAAUGACAUCCUCCCUAUAUUUGCAUACAGCCAUCAUGUUGGGAAGUCUGUGACAGGGGGGUAUGUGUACAGAGGAUGUGAAUCACCCAAUCUGAAUGGCUUGUACAUUUUCGGAGACUUCAUGAGUGGUCGAAUUAUGGCAUUAGAGGAAGACAGGACAACAGGAAACUGGAAAGAGAGGAGUGUGUGUAUGGGUGAUACGCAGACUUGCUCUUUUCCCGGACUCAUCAAUCAACACCACAAGUUCAUCAUCUCAUUUGCUGAAGAUGAAGCAGGGGAGCUGUAUUUCCUGGCUACGUCAUACCCGAGUGCCAUGUCUGCUUUUGGAACUGUGUUUAAAUUCAUGGACCCCUCCAGGAGAGCACCUCCUGGGAAAUGUAAGCAAAAGCCACUCCCUGUCAAAGUGAGGGGAAAAAAGUUUCCAUUUGUGCCAAAGGAAUUGACUGUACUGGGCACAAAUGAAAAACCUACCAGACCACCGCCAAGAAAAUUCAAACUCCCCACCAAACCGCCAGUGAGGAGCAGCCAGAUCAAACCUACGACAACUGCAGCAGGCAACUCAACGACGGGCACCGCUGUAAAGGUCAAACCGAAAUCAUCAGACAAAGACACAAAGAAGAAAAAUAUGCUGAAACCAUGGAAAAAAGACAAAAUGCUGAACAAGAAAAAAGCCAGCAUACAAGCGAAGAAGAAUACUUUGAAGCAGGAAUCUAAGAAGACGACUGUCAGCGUCAAAGAUAAAGUAAAACCAAAGACAAAUCAAACUGCCACAGAGACUUUAAACACUUCAAACGCCCACAAUGGCCUGAAAGAUAACAAAAUCCACACAAAGAGGAAGAUCCCCCAGAGGAAAGCUGCGCAGAAGCAAAGUGGACCAAAGAUGAAGAUUAAGGAAUCUACAAAAGAGUAUCCUGCCUUUGUGAACAAAACUAAGGCAAACUUCAACGUAAAAAGCAACAGAACACUGACAAGACAGCUUAAGGUGAAGAGCAAACAAACAUGAGUCUGAUUAUAGCUUAAUCAGAUUUUGUCUUCAUGAAAUGAUAGUGUUGACUGGCACAUCUUAAAGCAAUAGUUCUACUCUUAUUUUCAGCUAUGGGAAGACUUAUUCCACUCCCAUGUAUGCACAGAGACAGCAGCUUAGUGCAAAGGCUAACGACAGAGGCAAGCUCCUGAAGACUGGCUCUAAUAGAGAAUCAAUUCACCAGCACUUCUAAAGAUUGCUAAUUAUUAUUUCACCUUUAUUGUUGACACUGAAGUCUCCAAUUCCAGAUAUCAGCAGCCUCUGCCAAAAUGCUGAACAAUUCCUUUAAAGCAGUGUUUCUCAUAUUGGUUACCAGUAGAAAGUACAGCAGUGGCUACUUGAGAUUUUUAUAUUCAUUUAAAUACCAGUUAUGCAUAUCUCUGAAAAUAAACUUCAAUAAACUACAUUUCAUAUUCAGCAUUCUUGUUUUCAGUGCAGUCGUUUUAGCUGUUGUAACUGUUGAAAGCAUCAUUGAAGGAGAAAGUAACACAUAAUGACCAGGAUGCCAGUUUCAAAAUAUGUCAAAAGAAAAAUGGAUUCAUUCUUCCUCUAGGACUUUCUUUUCUUCUGCAGCUUCAUAAAUUAGACUUUAAAGUCACAAGUGGAAAACAUUUAACCUUCCCAGCACCCCAAGGAGAAACUCCAGAAAAACCGAAGAGCUUCAUAUCAGACUUUACAGGUCUCGGUUAGCAUGUUAAAUGUUAAAAUUCAUGGCGAAUUUACAAAAGGGAGGCUGAAAAAAAUCAAAGAAUCAAGGUGAAGCGCAGACUUCAGCCAGAUUGAAAUGCUGUGGUGGGAUCUUAAGAGAGCUGUCCUGUCCACAAUCCUCGUGGAACUGAACACUGUAAUAAGGCAGAGCUAAAAUCCCUCCACAACAAUGUGAAAGACUGAUAAAGUCACACAGAAAACAAAUACUUAAAGGUAUGGUAAAAAGAAGACAUUUUUUUUAUAAUAUCCUGACACCUAAAUCCUGAAAACUGACCAAGGUUGUUCUUUCUUUUUACCAUGGGUGCAUAUUUUUUCUUUUCUACCAACACAUUUAUCACUGCUCAGGGAUGUGCAUGCAAUUAUGCAUGUAACGACAUUGUUUCCUUUAUAUUUUAUAUUUAGCUGCCAUAAAAUCAUUGUUCCAAGUUAAACUCUCCCCUGUCUGUAUUUAGAACAUAUCAGCUUAGUCUAAAAUCUAAAGAGACAGCAAACAUAAAACACAACUUCUAUUUAUACCCAGGCCCAGUUUCUGAAAUUACUCUAAUUUUACAACACAUGGAAGUGUUAAAAAUAAACAUUAACAAGUAUCCUUGACUCUCAGAAGCUCUCUGUAAUUAAACUCUGCACCACUGAUCUUAACUGAAACCGCCGUGACCAUGACUUGUAUAAUGUGUGCUGUAAACGUAAAGCCGCCCCGACUUCCACAUGCAGUUGUGCAGCCUGAGGUUACAAAAGUCUCACAGUCCGGCAUUUCCUUGGCUUCCGGACUUGAUGCCUGUGUCGUAAAAUAUUUUAUAAUUUCUAUAAAGUGGCUGAAAUUGGUGUAUUGUUUUGAUUUUUGGUGAAAGAAAGGUCAUUCAAGGCUGCAAUAAGCUUCACAUAAGAAGAUGAAACAUUAAAAAAAUCAUAGGCGUCACAGCUAUAGCUCAAUAUAAUCUUACCCUAGUCAUCUGUUUAAAAGCCCCUAAUAGCAAUGUAAUUGUAGUGAUUUUGUCCGUUUCAGCUCACACUUGCUCAUCACGAUCUACAAAUCAAGUUCUCGUGAAACAGGACAAUAUUUCACAAAGACAAAUCACAAAAACUGGGUCAUAGAGUCGAGCAUGGUUGAAAAACCGUAUGGUGCUUCACAAAUCGACAGUAAGCUCAUCAUCCACAAGUGUCUGCUUUAUACUUCUGAUAUGACGUGAGCAUGCCCAGUCAUGACAACAAUCCUGCAGCAAUACAAUGCUUGAUAACAGGCAUACAGUAUUUUGUAAUAUGACAUAAACCUACCAUGCGAAGUCAUCAUAUACAGCUCACAUUACACUCAAUCUUCGUAUAUAGCCCCACAACACACUAUCACAGGACAUCAUGACAUCUAUAUAUGAUGUCAUGAUGGAAUACAAUUGUACCUGAUCCUAAUCUGAUCCAGGCCAGAUUAUUCUUAAAAUAAUCUACAUACAAUUUGCGAUGAACACCACCAUCAGACAUAUGUGGAACAUGUGGAGCACUUAACGAUUGGUAUGUCUGAUGUUUUCAUCAUCAUUAUGUUAAAUAAAAUCAACCAUAGAAACAACUGAACAAGUAAGGCUUGUUAGGAAGGGUUGACGAUAGAAAGCCUCUUCCCUCUAACAUGGCAGCACAGUUUAGGUGGAAACUCAAAAUGAUUUGGGCAACUUGUGUUAACUGAGUCGACUUUAAACUCCUCCUGUACCAAAGUGUUCAAGAGUCAGACGUAAGGCCAUCUGUCCAAAAGCUAAAGCUUAGCUGAAAUUGGGUACCGUGACUUUAAGCACUCCACAUUAAAGGUUCCAUAUUAAAUUGCACUGAUUUGGGAAAGAAGUAAUUUAAAGUGAUGCCGGAUUUAAAUGUGUAGGUAAGUCUACUAUAUGUUGCUUAAAACCACAGAUUCCUUACAAAUUACAGACUCAUGUAACUAUGUUCCAAGUUCAAGCAGCUGGGUGGUGCAACACAAAUCUGCUUUUUAGCUUCAACACAAACACACACAUGUUCCUUAAAAAAAGACCUUUUGUGCCGGCGAAGGGGCCAUGCAGACAUUUGGAAGUGACUCAUCCUAUUGUGCAUCAACCUGUAUUAACUCUGUAAUUAUUAGCUGGAGGGUUUUUAAGUAGAGGGAUCACCCUUUGACGUAUGGUGACACACAAAUGAUGGCUUUCUUCACCCUUUUAGAGACGGGUUUUUGCAGGUUUCAGUGUUUUGUCUAUUUGUUUGAAUUCCUUAGAGUGAGGCUUACAUGCAACGAGCUGCCCGAUCCUAAAUUAAGUACAGCAAAAAACACAAACAACAUUUAGUGUAUUAGGCGAAUGAGGUGAAAUUUAUUUAAUAACCUACCAUGAAUUUAUUUAAAUUAAACAGUUAUGCCUCUUAAUUCUUUAGCCUGUGUCCAUGAAAUGGGUGCUAACAUCCUGUAGUGCCUUUUAGUUAUUUAUGAAUCUAUUUAAACAGCUAAAAAUGUCAUCAGUGCAUUGAAAAGUGGUGGAACUGCAAUAGUAAAUAACCAAAGCCCCGGUUUCUUUUGCAACCUGUGGACGUGUAGUCACAAGGUAAAUGGUAAAAUGGUAAAUGGCCUGUAUUUAUAUAGCGCCUUUACUAGUCCCUAAGGACCCCAAAGCGCUUCACAUAUCCAGUCAUUCACCCAUUCACACACUGGUGAUGGCAAGCUACACAGUAGCCACAGCUGCCCUGGGGCGCACUGACAGAGGCGAGGCUGCCGGACACUGGCGCCACCGGGCCCUCUGACCACCACCAGUAGGCAACGGGUGAAGUGUCUUGCCCAAGGACACAACGACCGAGACUGUCCGAGUCGGGGCUCGAACCGGCAACCUUCCGAUUACAAGGCGA